This is a messenger RNA of Rotaria sordida, 564 nucleotides long. NCBI's taxonomy places the organism in Eukaryota, Metazoa, Rotifera, Eurotatoria, Philodinida, Philodinidae. The record is from the annotation of a GenBank genome assembly.
AUGUCGCGUACAAACGAAGUGAUACAAGAAACAAAUACAGCAGUUAAUAUUUAUUUAAAAAAAGGCGAUCAAUUUGCACAAAAACUUAUUCGAGGUACACCAAAUGGAUUAACAUUAGCUAAUUUAACAUGUGGUCUUUUUUCACUAAUAAUGUCUAUGAAUGGCCUUCAUCGUUUUGCAUCAUUAUUUAUACUUUUGGCUGCCGUAUGUGAUUAUUUUGAUGGACGCGUUGCACGAAUGCUUCGUGUUUCAUCUGCUAUAGGUGCGCAAUUAGAUUCAUUAGCUGAUGUUGUUUCAUUUGGUGUUGCACCAGCAAUACUUGCUCAUUCCAUCCAACAUUGGUCAUUUUUAAUGGUUAUUGCAUUUAUUAGUUUUCCCUUAACUGGUGCUUGGCGUUUAGCAAGAUUUAAUGUUAAUCCAACACAUGAUUAUUUUAUUGGUCUUCCUAUUCCAGCUGCUGGUAUUGUUGUUGCAUUACUUGCACUUUUUUCUUUUGUAUCACCUUUAAUUAUGAUCGGACUUGCUCUUCUCAUGAUAUCUCCAUUACAAAUACCAAAAUUAUAA